Messenger RNA from Varroa destructor (honeybee mite), 1792 nucleotides. RefSeq names its product isopentenyl-diphosphate Delta-isomerase 1-like. Lineage: Eukaryota; Metazoa; Arthropoda; Arachnida; Mesostigmata; Varroidae. Gene Ontology annotation, biological process: isoprenoid biosynthetic process; isopentenyl diphosphate biosynthetic process. The record is from RefSeq and is a predicted model, not a curated record. Gene Ontology annotation, molecular function: isopentenyl-diphosphate delta-isomerase activity. Gene Ontology annotation, cellular component: cytoplasm.
UGCCAUUCGUUGGUAGAAUGUCUAGCACAAAAACGGAUCAUCUUUAUUACGAUUGCAAAAAGAUUGGAGACGAUACGAACCACCUAAUCCUAAAAGUGUGUUUAUCUCUUAAGAUUUAUCACUAGAAACGUGCGCUACUUUGUGCAUGAUCCAUCUUUGAAGUUGUUCGCGGCGUUCAUUGAGCAGCGGAAAGCAAAUCCCGCCACCAGCGUUGUUUGUGCAUCAGAAAUCUGUGCCGAAGGAAACAAUACUCUGCUAUAUAUGUUUGUUUUUUGAACCAAAACUCCAGUGCAUGCCUUUUAUUGCGUGACUUCGUGACAUAGAUGUGGACCCGACGACAUACGUGAGUCAGCGGAAUGUAUCGUGAAACGAAUCCCGUUCAUCCAGCUAAUGCAGCGGCGACCAGUCUCUCGAACGACGAGCCAUGUCUAAAAAACUUAGACCCUCAACAAAUCAAGUUUCUUGACGAAGAGUGUAUUCUCGUAGAUGAAAAUGACAACGCCAUUGGGACAGCCUCUAAAAAAGAGUGUCAUCUGAUGGCAAACAUCAGAAAAGGUAUGCUUCACCGAGCGUUCUCGGUCUUCCUAUUUAACUCUGUCGGCGAACUACUGAUUACGCAGCGUUCAGAUGAAAAGAUCACGUUUCCCGGUUAUUUUACCAAUACAUGCUGCUCGCAUCCGUUAGCGAUUCCGUCAGAACACACAGAAGAUCCCCUCAUAGGCGUUAAGCGUGCUGCUCACCGUCGAAUGGUUAGCGAACUGGGUAUCUCUCCUGAAGAGUUGCCUCUUGAAUCAUUUCAUUAUCUGACCCGUAUUAAGUACAUGGCAGCGUCAAACGAUGUCUGGGGCGAGCACGAGAUCGACUACAUUUUGUUCAUUCAGCGCGAUAUCAAAUGCUUAAGGCCAAAUCCAAACGAAGUCACAUCCACAAUUUACCUUCCCCGGGAUAAGAUUGACUAUUUCGUAGAGUGUCUUUCGGGAACCAAUAAGUCGUUGACACCCUGGUUCCAGCUCAUCCUCGAUAUCUUUUUGAAGAAGUGGUGGGAUAAUUUGGAAAAUCUCAAAGCUUUCGAGUCGCAUGAUGUCAUUCAUAAUUUGAAUUAGUUAAAUCCUGAAUAGCGAAAUGGUAAACGGUUUAGCACCUGUGCAAGACUGAGGGAGGAGGAGAACAUGGCUAGCAGAUACAUAGAAAUUCAUUGAGAAAAUGAAGGCUACGUUUUAUGACCACUUGUUUUCUACACUUCGUUUCAAGUGCCCUCAGCGGGCGUUGAGGCUAUUCGACCUAAUGAAACGUCAUAGAAAAUCAAAUCGUUUAUUGUUUUUAUUCUAAAGCAGCUCAAGGAAAUAUGACAGCUAAAGAUAAUUAAAUAACCUGCCUCGAAAUCAAUAGAAGACUGAAGAGCUUAUUAACAGCAUUCGGCACUCAGCGUAUCUAUUGACACAAAGUUUAUCUAUAACAGACAAACGCAAAAAAGUAGUUCUGUCACAUAUUAGAGGAUUUGUAUAAACAUUUUAUAAAAACGUAUGUGAACUGCUACUAUAACAGUAGGCUUAUCAAGACCGAUUGCAUUAGAAGGAGUAAUGGACGUAAUCGACUUAUCUCUGAAAGCUCACAAAGAUUUCAUUCUCAAAAACUCCUCGAAAUACAGCAGCAGCAGCAGCAGUAGCAGCAGGACCAGGAGCAGCAAAAGUUUAAUCUCGAAGACAAAUGGAUAAAAUAUGUUGAAAAAUUGCUCAAUAUUGACUAAAAAGGCCAAGUCGAUGUACAACGGCCAAAAAAAUAAAGGAUUCGC